AUGCUGGUUUCGACCGGCCUCGACCGGGAGAUUCUGGAGUUCAUUGAGAACCCAGAUCCAGUUGCUGCAGUGAGCCGCAGCGUCCAAGACAAUAUACGUGUUGCUUGCAUACAUUGUCGAUCGCGAAAGAGUCACGGGCAUAACAAGCGACAGGACACCAACAAAGGCUCGCGGGCAGCUAUUCGGCAUAACAACAGCGUCUCCAUUCGGACUGUAUUCGCUGUAGCAGACAACCAGGGAAAAUCCAGCCAAGAUUUAUCCUUGGAUGAUUUGGACUGCAAUAAGUUCAACGAUGGCUGUAUCGACGAGUCGCUGUUUAUGCCAUGGAUCAUGGAUACUCCCAUGCAGCAAAACUCACCUGGUAGAUCCAGAUCAAGCAGUGGCGGUAUUCAAUCCCCUGCUGCUGACUUGGCAGUAAGGAGGCCUCCCUUUUCAGCAAGAAGGCGCAGUGCUACAGAGGCUGCGCAGGACCAGCUCCCGGGAAUUCCAACGGCCGAUCCCUUCAGCAGCACAGGUGAUGCCGAAUGUUGGCAAGGUGUUUACCUGAGUCAAGAUGAUAUUGUUUGGACGACGACUACCGGUGUACAUGUGAAGAUGGGCUUGAUAUCUGAAAUGCUGCCUGUUGAACCCUUGGGUGAGACACGUACAGAGUCCGACAACUGUUGUCUGUUAAAUUCCGUCUCCUUUCUCGAACGGCUGUCGUCCAAAAGCUCUUCGCGCGAGGACCGCCUUGAUCUGCUCCUCGCUGACCUGCGCAACUCGAUUGAGACUCUGGCCGUGUUCAUCUCAUGCGACAGAUGUGCGACCCGAGAAGAGCAGAACAUGCUGCUUGCCAUGGCGGCUAGACAGAUCGGAGUCAUCUGCGGCAGGAUGGCCAACUGUUGCAAGGCGAUGCAUCAGGUUGAUGUUUCGGUUGCCACGUAUCGCGCCAACCGACGUGAGAAGCUACACCUGCUCUGCAGCCUUGUGGCGUUGCAGAUACUGGAUUUCCAAAGGCAAAUCAAUAUAAUCAAGUCUCGAUAUCGCAAUCGGCCAAAUAAAGGGCAAUUAGAGGCCCUCAGUGAGGCAGAGAAUUAUGUCAAGUUGGCGCAGGUUUUGCUCAGCAGUGAUUAA
This is a messenger RNA of Aspergillus costaricaensis CBS 115574, 1113 nucleotides long. RefSeq lists its product as uncharacterized. The coding region runs from base 1 to 1113 and encodes 370 amino acids. Lineage: Eukaryota; Fungi; Ascomycota; Eurotiomycetes; Eurotiales; Aspergillaceae. The transcript is spliced from 6 exons. The record is from RefSeq and is a predicted model, not a curated record.